Molecule: messenger RNA, 258 nt
Organism: Microthlaspi erraticum
Lineage: Eukaryota; Viridiplantae; Streptophyta; Magnoliopsida; Brassicales; Brassicaceae
Source: the annotation of a GenBank genome assembly
AUGGUGCUCUUUGUGGCAGAUGUGCUGAAGCAAAUGGGUGUUUACGAUCCAAGGAAGCUGAUUGCACUUGAUAGAGCUGAAGAUGUCUACAAAUGCCUUUUUGUUGAGUCACCUCUGGUCAAGGGUGUCCGCUUCUUUACAUCCACGGUCAAGCUUGGGAAGCAAGGGGUGGAAGACUUUGAUGAGUCAGAGCUCGAAGGGCUCACAAAGCAUGAGACCAGAGAACUUAGGUUCCUCCAAAAAGAGCUCACUCACUGA